Molecule: messenger RNA, 747 nt
Organism: Cornus florida
Lineage: Eukaryota; Viridiplantae; Streptophyta; Magnoliopsida; Cornales; Cornaceae
Exons: 4
Coding region: 1-747 (248 amino acids)
Source: RefSeq, a predicted model, not a curated record
AUGGGGUUCAAGUACAAGGACAAUAGUAGAAAAUAUUACAGAGUGGUUUGUGAGGUUAAUGGUUGUCCAUGGAAAGUGACAGUUGGUUGUGAAAGCAAUAGUGAUACAGUGAGAAUCAUUUGGUUUAACAAUGUUCACACCUACAAUGCUCGAGACAUUUCAAAUUAUAAACCUGUUUUUCACUUGAAGGAAAUGGGUCGAAUUAUUGUGAAUAUGGUCAGGGACAAUCCUUCAUACAAACCCAAUACUAUUUGCUCAGAUUUAGAGAGUGAAUUUUCUAUUAACAUGACUUACAAACAAGCUUGGAGAGCAAAGGAGGGUGCAAAUCAGAUAAUUGAAGGGCGUUCGGAGGAUAGCUAUAUUUUAGUACCAUGGUUGUGCCAACGACUAUCAGAAGCAAUUCCCAGGAUAUAUACAUCUUGGGAGUGCACGGACGAUAAGAGAUUUAAGCGAGUAGGCACAAUGCUUGGUGCAACAGGUUAUGAUGCAAACGAUGGUUUGUGGCCUUUAGCUUAUGGUAUCGUUUCAAGUGAGAAUGAUGAUGAUUGGCAUUGGUUCUUGAACUUGCUUAAAGAUAUUCUAGAUGGUUGCAGUGUGACGUUCUUGACUGAUAGACAUGGUGGAGGUAAAGAAGGUGCGCUAAAGAUGCUUGAUAAUAUUGUAUAUGCUCGGACUGAAGAAGACUAUAAUAAUGCAUUGGUAGACAUGACAGCAUUUCGGGUGGAACUAAGUGUAGACACGUUGUGA